CAAUGGGAGGAUGGUGCCUGCCCUGGUGCUUUGGCUGGCUGUAUGCCUCAGUGGGACGUGGGCUGUAGAUCGGGGGAAUUUCAAGACCUGCGAUCAGAGUGCCUUCUGCAAGCGUCAGCGAGCAUUGAAGCCUGGCCAGUCCCCCUACCGAGCGCUGCUAGAGACUAUGGAGCUGACCAACACCAGGCUCACCCUGCAGCUCAUCAAUGACAACAACAAGGUGCGUCUGCUGCUGGAGCUCUAUCGUCUCCAGGGCAACAUGACAAGGGUGAAGAUUAAUGAGCUGAAGCCACUGAAGCCUCGCUUUGAGGUCCCAGAUGUGCUCAUCCAGGAGCCGCCUACUGAGCCCCUGUCUCUCCUGUCCAAGGAUGAGAAUGGAGUGGUUCUGUCAUUGGGGGCGGAGUCCCAGAGAGUCAUCGUCAGUGCCCAGCCCUUCCGAUUAGACAUCAUGGAGGGGCAUGAGGUACUAAUGUCCCUAAACUCCCGUGGUCUGCUGGCCUUCGAGCACCUGAGGAUGCGCAAGGACACUUUCUCCUAUAAAGUAACUAGCACAGUGGCUAGCGUGUGGGAUAAUAUCAAGUGGGUAUUCUCUAGCAGUCAAGCGGACCCGGAGGCUGAGAAGAAAGAGGAAGCUGAUCCGGCAAAUCAGGCCGAGGAGCAGACCGCAAAAGAUGAUGAGGAGAAGGUGGAGGAUGGGAUGUGGGAGGAAACGUUUAAAUCGCAUUCAGACAGCAAACCCAAUGGCCCCUCCUCUAUCAGUUUAGAUUUCUCUCUACCUGGGGUGGAGCACGUCUAUGGCAUUCCAGAACAUGCGGACACCCUCAAACUAAAAACCACAGACGGUGGGGAGCCAUACCGGCUUUAUAAUCUAGAUGUGUUCCAGUAUGAGCUGUACAACCCAAUGGCUCUGUAUGGCGCUGUCCCAGUCAUGCUAGCCCACAAUGCCCAGCGCACCACCGGCAUCUUCUGGCUCAAUGCUGCAGAGACAUGGGUAGACAUCAGCUCCAACACAGCAGGAAAGACAGUGUUUGGGAAGAUGCUGGACUAUGUGCAGGGCUCCAGUGAGACGCCACAGACAGAUGUGCGUUGGAUCUCUGAGAGCGGUAUCAUCGACGUUUUCAUCAUGCUGGGACCAACGCCCUAUGAUGUCUUCUCCCAAUAUGCCUCCCUCACAGGCACCCAAGCCUUCCCUCCCCUGGCGGGCCUGGCAUACCAUCAGUGCCGCUGGAACUACAAUGACCAGGAGGAUGUGCAGUCUGUGGACGUAGGCUUCGACCAGCACGACAUCCCUUACGACUUCAUCUGGCUGGACAUCGAGCACACGGACGGCAAGCGCUACUUCACCUGGGACCCGCAUAAGUUUGCCACACCCAAAGACAUGCUGGAGGCUCUUAUGGUCAAGAAACGCAAGAUGGUGGCCAUUGUGGACCCUCACAUCAAAGUAGACAGCAAUUACAAGAUCCACAAUGAGAUCCGUUCUCGGGGCUUCUACGUAAAAAAUAAAGAUGGAGGAGACUACGAGGGCUGGUGCUGGCCUGGUAAUGCAGGCUACCCAGACUUCACCAACCCAGAGAUGAGAUCCUGGUGGGCUAGCAUGUUUGCCUAUGAUCAGUAUGAGGGCUCCAUGAAGAACCUGUACACUUGGAACGAUAUGAAUGAACCGUCAGUGUUUAAUGGGCCGGAGGUCACCAUGCACAAGGACGCCAUGCAUGGCGCAUGGGAGAAUCGCGACGUGCACAACCUCUAUGGCUUCUAUGUGCAAAUGGCCACAGCAGAAGGCCUGAUCCAGAGGUCAGGGGGAGUGGAGCGCCCAUUUGUCCUGACCAGGGCUUUCUUUGCUGGGUCACAGCGCUAUGGUGCUGUGUGGACAGGCGACAAUGCUGCUGAGUGGGAACAUCUGAAGAUCUCCAUCCCCAUGUGUCUGAGUCUGGGUCUGGUCGGGAUCUCUCUCUGUGGGGCGGAUGUGGGCGGGUUCUUCAAGACUCCCAGCAGUGAGUUGCUGGUGCGCUGGUAUCAGACAGGAGCCUACCAACCAUUCUUCAGGGCCCACGCCCACCUGGACACCCCCCGCCGCGAGCCCUGGCUCUUUGGCCCUGAGAACACUGCGCUGAUCCGUGAGGUGGUGCGCCAGCGCUAUGCUCUGUUGCCCUACUGGUACCAGCUGUUCCACCAUGCAUAUCACACUGGACAUCCAGUCAUGAGACCCUUGUGGGUGGAGUAUCCUCAGGACUCUGCUACGUUUGCAAUGGACAACCAGUUCUUGAUUGGGAGAGACCUGCUUGUGCACCCUGUGACUGAGGAGGGGGCCAGGGGAGUCACUGCAUACCUGCCUGGUAAAGGAGAGGUCUGGUUUGAUGUCCACACCUUCCAGAAACACAAUGGAGCCCAGAACCUUUACAUUCCUGUCACUAUGAGCUCUAUUCCUGUAUUCCAGCGUGGUGGAUCCAUUAUUCCCAGGAAAGUCAGAGUUCGCAGGUCUUCCUCGUGCAUGGAAAAUGAUCCCUACACCUUAUACGUGGCCCUCGGCCCCCAGAGAGCUGCAGAGGGGGAGCUCUACAUUGACGACAGCCACACCUUCAACUUUGAGAAGAAGGAGUUCAUUCACAGGAGACUGUCCUUUGCCAACAACAUCCUUUCUUCUAUUAAUCUGGCUCCAGAUGCACAAUACUCUACCCAGUCCUGGAUUGAACGCAUCCUCAUACUGGGAGCCAGUAAGCCCAGCAAGGUCACCCUCAAGACUUCUGAUGGUCAGGAGCGCCAAGUGGAGUUUGAGUUUGACUCCUCCAUGUCAGUUUUGACGCUUCGCAAGCCCGGCAUGAAUGCUGGGGCAGACUGGACGGUGGCGCUUCAGUAAAGAUGGAGACCCAACUGGACUGAACAGGAGAGGGAAAGCGAGGGACCCAGUGGACUACGCUACAGGCCCUUAUACAAAGAAACCAACGAAAGCAAGAGGAGAAGACUGCCUCACUCAUGAUGGAACAUGGAUAACAUAAACUGCGGACCUUAACACAAACAAACAUACACACACACACACACUUGAAAUACACAUACAGUUCUUGGCAUUCUCACACAGGCUGUUUUUCUGUAAAAGUGAAAUCUUUGAGAUUCUCCCAGACACAUUCAGUAUCUAAACUCACACGAAGUUACCUGGAUAAAGCCACGUUGUCAUGUCUCUGCCAUGUCCUGCUCCUGCUCCUGUUCAGUCAAAUUAAUGCCAGUUGGUCAAGUAAAAGGAGGAUUACAACCAGAUAAGUAGUUUUGUUUGUCACAUCAUAUUUCAGUAAAGAUCAAAAUAAAUUAGCAAUUCAAAAGAUGAAGUUACUGUAAUGGGUAUUUGAAAGUAGACGGAAAACAUUCAAGAACUUUUUUUUUGUGUGUGCCCCCCCCCCCCCCCAAAACACCAUCCAUCCAAUAUGUCUCAGAAUAACUAACAUCACAGCGGAGAAUUUUGGCCGUUUUUUUUUUUUAAGAUGAAGGUGCAAAUUUAGGUUCACAUGGUCCAUUUAAUACCUGAUUCCGUCUUUAAGGCCGUGUGUCCCUCAUUUGAGAUCAUAUCAAAGUUCAUUCCAUCCCCUGUCUAGCGCCAGCACUUCAGGCGUGGGAAAUCAACCUCCGUUACUCAUGCUGCACUUCAUAAAGGGUCGCGUGUAGGGAGAACGGAUCAGUGGUGCCCUGUGUGAAUCUGUAUAAUGUCCUGUGCAUUUCUUUUUUUUUUCUUUUUUAAUUUAUUGAAGGAAAAAUAUCUGCGACAAAUCAAGGCUAUUUCAUUACUAAUUCAUCUCUACAAUUUGAAUUUGUGCACCCAAAUGAAUUUUGCUAUCUCUGAAUUAGUUAACACCAUCUAACAAUGACUACUUAACAGAGAGGUUUUAUUUGGAGGGGGGUUGUCAAUUUUUGGUAAUUUUGAACAAAAUGCUAUUUGACAUCAUGAACUGUUCAGGGUAUUGCACCACUGACUAUGUUGAAGAUUCAUCCUGUUGGCGGAUUUUCUUUAUUUUUGUCAUGUUUUUUCAUGCCAAACUUAGUUUACCUUUUCUUGUGAUUCCUUUACAAAACUGCACUCACAGAAAAAAAAGCUAAAAAGCAGUUUGGGUAUCGUUUGUGUUACAUUUGAGGUGGGAGGGGUUGCUCGAUACUGGAAUGGUCCAGGAUUUCCAGGGUGUCAUUUUAACAUUCAUAUCUAAUUGGGCAAGUCACACGUAAUCCUUGACCCGUAUGUUUAAGUGCUGAGUGCCCACUGAAGGCUUUUUUUUUUUUUGGCUUUUGAUGAUUUUUGUCCUCAAAAGUCACAUCUAAAUGUGAACAGAGCAACUGUAAAUAUUCAUUAGGACCUCUGGAGACUCUGGAGCCAGCCCUGACCAGUCACAGCAUCUGACCCUUUUUUGGGAGCAUUUUAAAUGUCUUGAGAUUGUGUUCUUGAUUAUUUUACCGAUCAAGUUGUACAUUUGCUUCAAUGUUUUUGGAGAUUGAGCGUUUUAUUUGGACAGAUGUACUGAGCUGGUAGAGUGGAAGGCAGAGUCUGCAAAUGUCAAAAUCAAAUUUGUCAGAUGUACUUUACAAAUUGAGACCAAGUGAAAAUAAAUGACCAAAUGUUA
Molecule: messenger RNA, 4595 nt
Organism: Lampris incognitus (smalleye Pacific opah)
Lineage: Eukaryota; Metazoa; Chordata; Actinopteri; Lampriformes; Lampridae
Gene: ganabb
Product: glucosidase II alpha subunit b
Exons: 25
Coding region: 11-2854 (947 amino acids)
Biological process (GO): carbohydrate metabolic process; N-glycan processing
Cellular component (GO): glucosidase II complex
Molecular function (GO): glucan 1,3-alpha-glucosidase activity; carbohydrate binding
Source: RefSeq, a predicted model, not a curated record